Zea mays is the source of this 854-nucleotide messenger RNA. RefSeq names its product growth-regulating-factor-inteacting factor1. Lineage: Eukaryota; Viridiplantae; Streptophyta; Magnoliopsida; Poales; Poaceae. The record is from RefSeq and is marked provisional.
GCAACCGCAGAGGAGGAGAAGCUGCGCAGAAGGGGAAGCGGCGGCGGCGGCGGCGGCGGCGUGUAGGCUGCGCAGAGAGAGAGAGAGAGAGAGAGGCCGGCAGGGAGGGAGCGUAAGCUUUUUGGCAGUGGUGGUUCUGGAAUGCAGCAGCAACACCUGAUGCAGAUGAACCAGAACAUGAUGGGGGGCUACACCUCUCCUGCCGCCGUGACCACCGAUCUCAUCCAGCAGUACCUGGACGAGAACAAGCAGCUGAUCCUGGCCAUCCUCGACAACCAGAACAAUGGCAAGGCGGAGGAGUGCGAACGGCACCAAGCUAAGCUCCAGCACAACCUCAUGUACCUGGCCGCCAUCGCUGACAGCCAGCCGCCACAGACCGCGCCACUAUCACAGUACCCGUCCAACCUGAUGAUGCAGCCGGGCCCUCGGUACAUGCCACCGCAGUCCGGGCAGAUGAUGAACCCGCAGUCGCUGAUGGCGGCGCGGUCCUCCAUGAUGUACGCGCACCCGUCCCUGUCGCCACUCCAGCAGCAGCAGGCGGCGCACGGACAGCUGGGUAUGGCUCCAGGGGGCGGCGGUGGCGGCACGACCAGCGGGUUCAGCAUCCUCCACGGCGAGGCCAGCAUGGGCGGUGGUGGUGCUGGCGCAGGCGCCGGCAACAACAUGAUGAACGCCGGCAUGUUCUCGGGCUUUGGCCGCAGCGGCAGUGGCGCCAAGGAAGGGUCGACCUCUCUGUCGGUUGACGUCCGGGGUGGAACCAGCUCCGGCGCGCAGAGCGGGGACGGCGAGUACCUCAAAGUCGGCACCGAGGAAGAAGGCAGUUAGUUAAGACGCUGUAAGACUGGCAUCGGCUC